GUACACCGCACACGUGCGAGGAUUUGAGAUAUUCAGCUUUGACUUUGUGGAAACGAAUGCACUUCUCCUCUCUCCCAGCAGAAAUUUAUGCAGCAUUCAUUGAGCAACUUGAUGAGCCUGACGUUCGGGCGACUCUUCUUGCGUUGACUCGGGCUAUUCCUCGCUCUCCUGUACCGCGAUAUCAGCUCUUUCGUCGCAUCAACAUCACCAAAGCAGACCAACUUAUCUCUUUGUAUCAGCGAAUUCGACCUCGUAAGCAGGACAUUGAACAUCAUGGUGAAGAUCCUUGCAAAUGGGUGCAGGGCUUGUAUUUGGAGACAUGGACAGCAGAUGCAGAAAUUGUACUCAACUUAUUGACGCUACUACCGAAUCUAGAGGCGUUGACGAUAUGGAUUGGCCCGAAGAAUUUCACCCCAGAGCACCUAGAAGAACUUUUUUCUGUUGAUCGUGGGGGACGAUCUUUGAGAUGCGUGGAGAAUCUGCUCUAUCUUUCGCUGAGAUUCAGACCGUACGUCCAGAAAGCUACUUAUCAUCAGUUCCUAAGCGGAUCCUACUUUGACUCAAUCCUAGAGGCAUUAUCACGCUGGCCGCCAGGCCGUCUUUCUACUUUAUCUAUCGUCCAAGAUCCUCUGUCUAUGGAAUCAGGUACGAGCGAAGGUUCCGAAGCCAGCCCACCACCUACCUUCUCUCUUGGCCUUCCUCAGCGCACCUUAGCAUCAGGAUUUGCUCAGCCCAUUGUAUUCUUCCAACUCGAAUCGACAUUUCCCGGCCUUCUUCGUGCACCGUACCUGCACGUCCCUCUUAAAUAUCUUCGGUUGCGUUUCCCCUCGCGGAAUAUCAUCCGAUCUCUGACUCAGGAACCGGUCCCUUACUUACCGUCGUACGGAGCGUCUAUCCCUGCAGGCUCCAAACCAUCCAAGAGAUACGUUCGCCAUGUUGCAAACGCUCACCUGCCACCAACUCCCUACCUGCAAUUCCUAGACCUUUCCACUUGCCUUAUUUCAGAACGCUCUCUUCCUCAGAUACUCAUACAGUAUCCUUCCCUUACACACAUCAUUCUAGAUGACUGUAACAUUCUACGCAAUGGUGACAUUGCAGUUAGGGACGAUUCGCGUGAAUGGGGUAGCAUUGCAAUGAGCUGUGCAAUUGCCGGAAUAGGUAAAGCGAAAGAGAAGGAAAAGUUGGUGACUGCUUGGCUCAACAUGCCUGGAGUUCGACAGAAACGGGAGCAAAAAUUGGAUGACAGAGAUCAAUAUACACAGAACAAAAGACGUACUCGCGGGAGGAAAGGAAUAGCUAAUGCUUCCAUCUCCAUCCACAAGAAGGAUAUUACGUCUGGGUCAUCCAUCACAGAACCACAGGUCCAUGACGCACCUGAACGUAUCCGCAUCCUGCCUCCUUUGCCGACGUUACGCCAUCUCACUGCUAACCUCUAUGUUCCUCCGUCGAUGAUUCCUUCCGAAACAUGCGCUCUUCCACCUGAUGUUCUUGAUCCUCUUCUCGUCAACAUACACAGAGAAUGGGAACGUGGAUGGGCCGAGGGCUUGGCACAACUCGUCAAAGUCCGAGAACGAUUACACACCAGCUGGCGGAAUAAUUUGGUGCGCGUUAUGAGAUUUGCCACACCCGAAGAAAUGGGUUCAUUCUCGAAUAGUUUCGAGAAACGCUUAGUAUCAUUGGGCACUGAGGGAGGUUCUUUGUCGCGCUCACACUCACCUACAAACUCUGAGACCGGCUUUUCCGAGACUAGUAAUGAUGAAAAUGGAAUCAAAGCUUUGGAAGACCCUCUGACAGCUUUAAUCGAAGUCACAGACAGGCAAGAAUUUGACCUGGAUAUCAGUGAUACUUCCUCUACUGGCAUUGGAAAGGCACCUGUUCUAUGCUUGGCUGGUAGUUCAUUAACAUCCUCUAUGAGCUCCGAGCAAAAUACAUUGUUACUGUAUGGAGUUAACAUGGGUACAGUAUGCAUUCAGGGCCUUGAUCAUGCAUCGAGUUGUGCUCACGUUGCAGGGAGAAAACUCUGGUUGGAUGGAAUACCAUGAAUGUAGAGCAAAGACAUUAGAAACGUGUGGAAAAUAUAUACUGUAUACUUGGAAGAGAUCGUAUAAUUGCGGCCAGGGCAAAAACAAUAACAACAACCGACGACGGGGAUCGAACCCGCAAC
This is a messenger RNA of Lentinula edodes (shiitake mushroom), 2164 nucleotides long. RefSeq lists its product as uncharacterized. NCBI's taxonomy places the organism in Eukaryota, Fungi, Basidiomycota, Agaricomycetes, Agaricales, Omphalotaceae. The record is from RefSeq and is a predicted model, not a curated record. The transcript is spliced from 3 exons. The coding region runs from base 57 to 2042 and encodes 661 amino acids.